This is a messenger RNA of Nematostella vectensis (starlet sea anemone), 2112 nucleotides long. RefSeq names its product syndecan-2. Gene Ontology annotation, biological process: cell migration. Gene Ontology annotation, cellular component: cell surface; membrane. The transcript has a single exon. The record is from RefSeq and is a predicted model, not a curated record. NCBI's taxonomy places the organism in Eukaryota, Metazoa, Cnidaria, Anthozoa, Actiniaria, Edwardsiidae. The coding region runs from base 367 to 1047 and encodes 226 amino acids.
AACCUAAAAUCAGGUGAAAGAAAUAUUACUGGCAGAACAUUCAAGUGAUUAGACGUCCUUGAAUGUUUGCAAAACUGGGUUUUGCUCGCUGAUUUGGAGGAAAUACACCACAUACUUCGGGAGUUUGUGUGUUUGAAGUGAUUGGUUUUCGGUAUGGGCUCAUGACGUCAUUUGAUUGACAGUGUAUGAGGCACAAUGCUGCGUUGACUGCUUUUAGAAACACAACUCGAAGGAGAGACAUUGAAGUGUGAAGGAUUGCGAAAAUUCUCUAAAAUCAGAAGUACAAAGAGGGAUAAACGACACCAAAAUACAAACUAGGAUAUCCAGAGACAUUGUUUUAACAUCUAGAGAGGAUUGUGUGGCAGUAUGAAGAUUACUCUCUUAAUUCUCGCUGUAUUUCUUUGCGGUUUUGCCGCCGCUCUCAUAGAUGAGGACGGAGAGAUAGACAUCGAUGUUUCUACUAUAAAACCACCAAAUAAGAAAGCAAAACCGACUCCUACGGUCUCGGGAGAUGGUGAAGAUGGCGAAGAAGGUUCGGCUAUCCAGGGCGAUUCGAGCGGAUCUGGAAGUGGCGAUGAGGCCGUUCCUACCACAAUCAUUCCCACAGAAAAAGUUACCAUCACAAAAGAGCUCACAAAAGCGCCCGAAGUUUCUACAAGAAAACCAAAACCAAAAGACAGAAAAACAAAGGAGCCAAAGGUUGAAACCGAGGAGGUAGAAAUCACUACUGCAGAACCGGUCAAACCGACUGAAAAACCGACGGAAUUUGUCAAGCCGACUACAGAGGACGAUGUGAUGGAGACCGACCCCGAGAAUCCGAAAGAAGGUGACAUGCAGGCCCGAGUAUCAGAGAAAAAGCGUCUAAAAGUCCUUACAAACGAAGUCAUUGCUGCCGUGGUUGUAGGGGGAGUGUGUGCGAUUAUCCUUAUUGCUUUCUUGGUGUAUCGCCUGAGAAAGAGAGAUGAAGGGAGCUAUGCUCUUACGGAUAACGCGUACAAAGAUACAAAUAAACUUCGCGGUGACCCCGGCAAGGAGGCAUUUGUUUGAGUUCAAGCGAGGAGGGUUCUGCAUCAGGAGUUGGCUUUGUACAGAAAAGACUACAGGAUUUUUACUUUGUCUUUGGACCGGAAAAGAAAAACAUUUUAUUUUCACCGGGGAGCAGAUUUCUGGUUCUAAAGUGAGCUAGGUGCUGUCAUGUGUUACUCACGAGGACAGUGACACAACUAGACCAACUUACUAAUAUCUAUCAGUUCGACCCGCCAUUCCAUUCUUAUCAUUAAGAAAUUGGUGGUUUAGACGGUCUCGAUAAUCCAAGUAUAUAAGUUUACCACACUCUAAUCGACUGAGUUUUAAACAGGGCAAGACCUGGGGAAUUAUUUUGUAGCCUGCUUUCGUAUUGCGCGGGCACUGUAAUGGCUUUUCAAGCAUCAAAAUGGGUUCCGUGCGUUCUAGAGCACUAAAAUGGGUUCUCUGGAUCUUGUUUUACUAUAUUUUACAAUCACUUGAUUUUAUGUGGAUUUCAUUGUAGAUAUGUAUUCAAAUCGGGUACUUUUUCAGGGUCAGUGUUCAGUCAUUUCAGAUGCGAGUAUUCACGCUUUAUUUGGCGUGAAUUUGUUUUUACACAUAAGGUAUUGAAAGAUCAGCAAAUAUGACAAAUUUGAAACCGAAUUACUUUUCGGUAUUAAAUUAUUCUAGUUUUGGAACUAAAAUCAAACUAUUAUUCACUUGGGUAACCAUGUUGUUUCCAAUUCCUGUUAAAAGUUGCGCGUACAAAAAGAUAUUUAGAAACUUAAUGAGCCGAACUAUUCAAGCGAAGGUAUCCUUUAUUUCAUUCAGAUAUCCCGACCAAAUUAACCGCGUCCACAUUUACAGUUAAUUUUCGCCGUAUUUUUGUAAAAGGAAAAUAUAUCCACUGCUUAGUAUUGAGAGGUUUUUUAGUUACUCCGUACGACGGCACAUUGUAUGUAAACGAUAAGUAUUGGUAUUUAUAGGAAAUUCAAAAUGUGCUAACCAUUUUACAAAAUCAUCAAUAAUUUACGUUUGAUAAACUCGGUCUUAAAAAUAUUCUCUGUAACGGUUAGCAAUUUUGUAUUGAAUAAACACUUUGCUAGA